CUCUCUCUCUCUCAAAAUAUGACUACUUUGGAGUCCAUGUGCAGUACCUUCUCCCUCGUCUUCUUCUCCUUCACAUCCCUGUUUUCGUUGUUUUCGUUGCUGAUAUUCAUCAUUAGGCUUCGGCCGUGGUGCAACUGCCACGUCUGUCGAAGCUUUCUGACCUCGAGCUGGUUAGGAAGCUUCGACAAUCUCUGCGACUGGUACACUCACCUUCUCAGAAAGUCGCCCACCGGAACCAUCCACGUACACGUCCUCGGCAACAUCAUCACCGCCAAUCCAGAAAACGUCGAGCACAUAAUCAAAACCAACUUCCAUAACUACCCAAAAGGCAAGCUAUUCACCACCAUCCUUGGCGAUCUUUUGGGCCGCGGAAUCUUCAACGUCGACGGUGAUGCGUGGCGGUUCCAGCGUAAGAUGGCGAGUUUGGAGCUAGGCAGCGUCUCCGUCCGCUCCUACGCGCACGAGAUCGUGAGUACUGAAAUCCAAUCCAGACUAAUUCCGCUAUUUGCCUCGGUUGCCGGUAGUGAAGGUGAAAACGGCGUCUUUGACUUGCAGGACCUGUUUCGACGGUUUUCUUUCGACAACAUCUGCAAAUUCUCUUUCGGAUUGGACCCAGAAUGUCUCCAGCUGUCCCUUCCGAUAUCCGACUUCGCGGUCGCCUUUGAUUUGGCGUCAAAGCUCUCCGCGGAGCGGGCAAUAACGUCUUCACCGAUCGUGUGGAAGAUAAAAAGAUUUUUCAACCUGGGGUCGGAGAGGCAGCUGAAGGAGGCCGUUAAAAUGGUGGACAACUUGGCCAAGAGCAUGAUCGAACAGCGUCGUGAAAUGGGUACUUUUUUAACGCAGAAGGACCUUCUCUCUCGAUUCAUGGCCAACAUUGACGACGAUCAGUACCUCAGAGACAUUGUCGUGAGCUUUUUGUUGGCGGGCCGUGACACCAUCUCUUCCGGGUUGACCAGCUUGUUUUAUUUAUUGGCAAAGCACCCGGAAGUUAAGCGGGAGAUCAGGGAGGAAUUGGAUCACGUUAUGGGUCCGACCAGAGAGGGGCUUGCGACUGCGAGCUUUGAUCAAAUGCGGGAAUUACACUACUUGCAUGCGGUGCUUUAUGAGACAAUGAGGUUGUACCCGCCAGUACAAUUCGAUUCCAAGUUUUGUCAGGAGGAUGAUGUAUUACCCGAUGGUACUUUUGUCCGGAGCGGGACUAGAGUUACGUACCAUCAGUACGCAAUGGGCCGGAUGGAGAGCAUUUGGGGUUCGGAUUGUCUCGAUUUCAAGCCCGAUAGGUGGAUGAAGAAGGGGGCUUUUUCUCCCGAGAGUCCAUACAAGUAUCCAAUUUUUCAGGGCGGGGAGAGGGUUUGUUUGGGGAAGGAAUUAGCGGUGAUGGAAAUGAAAUGUGUCGCGGUCGCACUUGUUAGGAAGUUUGAUAUUCAGGUUCUGGAUCCUGAACGGAGACCGCAGUUUGUACCCGGCUUCACUGCCACCGUGAGCGGCGGCCUGCCGGUUCGGAUUAAAGAAAGGGAAGGCUUGUGAGCAAAUAAACAUUUGAGAGGCUUUGGAUACGGUCUCUAGUUAUGAAUAUUUUUUAUUAAAACCUUGUUGGUUUUCAAUUUUUUAUUGAAGUUCCUGAAAUUAAUGUGAUAAUUUAUUUCUAUUUUA
Molecule: messenger RNA, 1653 nt
Organism: Pyrus x bretschneideri (Chinese white pear)
Lineage: Eukaryota; Viridiplantae; Streptophyta; Magnoliopsida; Rosales; Rosaceae
Product: cytochrome P450 94C1-like
Exons: 1
Coding region: 19-1527 (502 amino acids)
Molecular function (GO): iron ion binding; monooxygenase activity; oxidoreductase activity, acting on paired donors, with incorporation or reduction of molecular oxygen
Source: RefSeq, a predicted model, not a curated record